Messenger RNA from Platichthys flesus (European flounder), 3476 nucleotides. RefSeq names its product deleted in malignant brain tumors 1 protein-like. The transcript has 13 exons. Lineage: Eukaryota; Metazoa; Chordata; Actinopteri; Pleuronectiformes; Pleuronectidae. Gene Ontology annotation, cellular component: membrane. The record is from RefSeq and is a predicted model, not a curated record. Bases 54 to 3257 code for a protein of 1067 amino acids.
UCAGCAUCUACUGGAUAUUCACGCACUCUCUCCAAGUAAGGUUGGUGUCGUGGAUGUGGUCCAUGAUGGAGAUGCCUGGGGGUGUGCUGUUGCUCCUAAUUUUGCAGUUUGUUACAUGGAACACCUCAGUGAUAUGUAUGGAGCCUUCCUCCGCCGCCACAUCUGGGCCCUCUUCUCAAUCUGUCCAGUUCAGGUGUGGAAACACUGUUUGUCCUAAGGGCAUGGACUGCAUCAGUAAUAAUGGGGUCACCAGCUGCGCUGACCCAUGUGAGCGCUACACUGAGCUGCACCAUGACUGGCGGUCAACAGAUAACAACAUAAAUCUGAACCCACGUUGUGACAGAGAUGUUAACUGGCAAGGCUGGUAUCGUCUGUUCCUAAAUCAAACCAGUGCCAACGUUGCUGAGAGGUGUGUUCAGACAAACAGGUGUGGAACACACGCUCCCCUAUGGAUUACAGAGCCUCAUCCUACACAGCCAGGAGUGAUUGUUAAUCGGACUGUUUGUAGUCACUGGAGCUCCAGCUGCUGCUAUUUUAGUUCACACACCAUCAACGUCAAACUCUGCAAAGGAAACUACUACGUCUAUAAACUGGUGAAGCCGAGCGCAUGCCAUCUUGCUUACUGUGCAGAGGUGAACAGAACAGACGUUGCAGCUCCUUUGACCACUCCUGGUCCAGGACAGCAAGGCACCUCUCAAACAGCAGCAGUGCACCACACCACAAAUUCACCAACCAGACCGGAUCCAGGAUCUCAGACCUUCACCUCUGCUGCACCCACAUCUGACACCCCUGGAACAACAGCAGUCGAGGGACAGGUCCACCUGGCCAAUGGAGGAAACAGCUCCUGCUCUGGCAGAGUAGAGAUCUUCCUCCGUGGACAGUGGGGGACGGUGUGUGAUGACCACUGGGACCUGGUUGAUGCUCAGGUGGUGUGCAGACAGCUGGGUUGUGGCAGGGUCCUGUCAGCACCACAACGUGCACGUUUUGGACAGGGCAGUGGACCCAUCUGGUUGGACGAUGUUGUUUGCUCCGGCAGCGAAUCCAAGCUGACUGAGUGCCGGCACCCAGGGAUUGGAUCUCACAACUGUGGUCACUAUGAGGAUGCUGGUGUCGUCUGUGAAGUUCAACCAGGACCAAACUCCACAGUUUCACCAACCACACCUGAUCCAGGAUCUCAGGUGCUCACAUCUGGCACCCCUGGAACAACAGCUGUGGACAACAGCACAGGAGACGAGGGACAGGUCCGCUUGGCCAAUGGAGGAUACAGCUCCUGCUCUGGCAGAGUAGAGAUCUUCCUCCGUGGACAGUGGGGGACAGUGUGUGAUGACCACUGGGACCUGGUUGAUGCUCAGGUGGUGUGCAGACAGCUGGGUUGUGGCAGGGUCCUGUCAGCACCACAAAGUGCACGGUUUGGACAGGGCAGUGGACCCAUCUGGUUGGACGACGUUGUUUGCUCCGGCAGCGAAUCAAAGCUGACAGAGUGCUGGCACCCAGGGAUUGGAUCUCACAACUGUGGUCACAAUGAGGAUGCUGGUGUCGUCUGUGAAGUUCAACCAGGACCAAACUCCACAGUUUCACCAACCACACCUGAUCCAGGAUCUCAGGUGCUCACAUCUGGCACCCCUGGAACAACAGCUGUGGACAACAGCACAGGAGUCGAGGGACAGGUCCGCUUGGCCAAUGGAGGAUACAGCUCCUGCUCUGGCAGAGUAGAGAUCUUCCUCCUUGGACAGUGGGGGACGGUGUGUGAUGACCACUGGGACCUGGUUGAUGCUCAGGUGGUGUGCAGACAGCUAGGUUGUGGCAGGGUCCUGUCAGCACCACAAAGUGCACGGUUUGGACAGGGCAGUGGACCCAUCUGGUUGGACGAUGUUGUUUGCUCCGGCAGCGAAUCAAAGCUGACUGAGUGCCCGCACCCAGGGAUUGGAUCUCACAACUGUGGUCACUAUGAGGAUGCUGGUGUCGUCUGUGAAGUUCAACCAGGACCAAACUCCACAGUUUCACCAACCACACCUAAUCCAGGAUCUCAGGUGCUCACAUCUGGCACCCCUGGAACAACAGCUGUGGACAACAGCACAGGAGACGAGGGACAGGUCCGCUUGGCCAAUGGAGGAAACAGCUCCUGCUCCGGCAGAGUAGAGAUCUUCCUCCGUGGACAGUGGGGGACGGUGUGUGAUGACCAAUGGGACCUGGUUGAUGCUCAGGUUGUGUGCAGACAGCUGGGUUGUGGCAGGGUCCUGUCAGCACCACAAAGUGCACGGUUUGGACAGGGCAGUGGACCCAUCUGGUUGGACGAUGUUGUUUGCUCUGGCAGCGAAUCAAAGCUAACCGAGUGCCGGCACCGAGGGAUUGGAUCUCACGACUGUGGUCACAAUGAGGACGCUGGUGUUGUCUGUGAAGUCCAACGCCCUCCACUCCAGCCUCCUCAGCUCAUUUGUGGACGUGAUGAAAUCCAAAUAGGGCUAAAUAUGGCUGCCAUAACUUCCAUGGGUUUGAACCCACUCUCCGGAAACCUGGCAGUUCCAAACUGCUCCUGGGUCAGAAUGCAUAAUGAUGUAGUUUGGUACGAGGUGGACGCUCAGGCAGGUGCCUGUGGAAACACACUGAGGACCAACCGUACACACGCCAUCUACUCCAACGUUUUAUUCCUCUACCGAGGAAAUGUGUCCUUCUCACGUCCUGUGAGUCUUCCCUUCUCCUGUGCGUAUCCUCUCGACACAGACACCAGCAUGAAUGUGGCAAUCAGACCAGUGCUGCCGUUUGCAGUUGGCCUCUCAGGCUUAGGUAGCAAAGCUCGAGCCUCCAUGUCUCUGUUCCACACCUCCAACUUCACUCAGCCUUAUCCAUCUGGCUUGAUCACGCUCCCUGUGGGCUCACCUCUGCAUGUGGGCGUCUCUGUAUUAGUUAGAGACCCAAGCUUUGUAGUUGUCCUGGAGAACUGCUACGCCUCUGACUCAUCAAACCCCAAUGAUACCGCACGAUACUUUUUCAUCCAGAACAAGUGCCCCACUGACCGACAGCAAGUGGAAGUGAUCGAGAGCGGCUCAUCCCAACAGGCUCGUUUCUCCGCCGUGUUGUUCCUGAUCCACGGUGAAUACAGUGACAUGUACCUCCACUGCAGCCUCAGCCUGUGUGACCGGAGGAGCUCCCGCUGUGCCCCAUCUUGCAGAAGAAGGACAUCUCGCUCUGUUUCAAGCUCUGCUCCUCUGAAGCCCCUCACCAUUGGACCAAUCACUUGGGACAAGUCACCUGAGUGAGCUGGUAACAUAUAAAACAUACAUAAUCUAAUGAGUUUGUAAUAACAUAAACUCAUUUCAUAGUGUGACAUUUUUUUGUGUUUGAAUUCCUUUAAUCAUAAAUCAGUAAUAAAAAAACACAUGUUACAUUGCAUAAUUGAAUCGUAACACACACUGGUUUUCCUGAUUUGUAUUAGCUGUGUAAUAAGGUGAGAAAUGAUUGAAGAAAAUUAAAAUCAA